Messenger RNA from Clarias gariepinus (North African catfish), 11600 nucleotides. It is a transcript of the gene bptf, whose product is annotated as bromodomain PHD finger transcription factor. The record is from RefSeq and is a predicted model, not a curated record. The coding region runs from base 254 to 9787 and encodes 3177 amino acids. Gene Ontology annotation, cellular component: NURF complex. Gene Ontology annotation, molecular function: RNA polymerase II cis-regulatory region sequence-specific DNA binding; zinc ion binding. Gene Ontology annotation, biological process: regulation of transcription by RNA polymerase II. Lineage: Eukaryota; Metazoa; Chordata; Actinopteri; Siluriformes; Clariidae. The transcript is spliced from 32 exons.
CGGGCUCGCGGCCCGCUGUGUUUGGAGUACACGGAGAGAGAGGAAGCAACAUGGCGACUGCGAGCGACCCGAAGCGGGACGCCGGCCAUUCGUUUUGAGCUUUCUCGCGUUAACCCAGACCGUGGCUUCACCGGACUACUGCAUCUGCGUCUCUGCGAGUUUAGGUUUCCGUCGGUGCCUGAAAAUCCGAGUUUUCUGCACUUCCGGUGUGCGCUAGGACUGAAGAAGGAAAGAAUAGGUUUUUCUAUGUGUAAUGAGGGGGAGAAGAGGCAGGCCGCCCAAAACCCUGCUGAUGCAGGAGCCUUCUCCAGGGCCGGUGCGCGGUCUCAGACCCCGGAAAGGAUUGAAGGGGAAGGGGAGAGGGGGCAGUGACGACGAUUUUGUGACACCCAAGCGGGGAAACCCUAAUUCAUCGCGAGGUAAGAGGAAAGCUGGAUCCGCGGCAUCGCGGGGUAGAGGCAGGGGGAGAGGAGCUGGAAGAGGCAGGGGGAGACGGAGCGCCGCUAGCGCCGUGGUGUACGAUGACCACGAGAGCGACGAAGAUGAGGAUGCGGUCAGCUUAGCAUCGGAGGAGGAUGACUACAUGGAGGAAGAGCCUCUCACCGAGGAAGAAGACGAGCCCGUCGACAACGAGUCGGACUACCUGGAAGAGCUGCCCGAGGAUGAUGAUGAUGAUGCCAGCUACUGCACAGAGAGCAGCCACGGCAGCACUCCAGGCCGGAGGAGACGCCGAGCCCGUCGCCCGCCCUCUCCUGUCCUGGAGCAGAAAGAGAUCCCUGCCCUGGAGCUGCCGAAAUCCUCAGAGGACCUGCUCAUCCCGCCCGAGCAGCUCCUGAACGCUUCAGCCGUGUACGAGGUGCUGCGCACUUUCAGCACAGUGCUGCGUCUCUCACCGUUCCGCUUUGAGGACUUCUGCGCGGCGCUGGCAGGUCAGGAGCAGUGCGCGCUGCUGGCCGAGACACACAUAGCGUUGCUCAAGGCCAUCCUGCGUGAGGAGGACUCCUCAAACACCACGUUUGGGCCGGCUGACCUUAAGGAUAGCGUCAACUCUACUCUGUACUUUGUGGACGGCAUGACGUGGCCCGAGGUGGUGCGGGCGUACUGCGAGAGCGAAACAGAGUACGCUGGCGCUGCGCUCGAUCACCUAGAGGCCGAUGAGUACCCGUACGGGCCGCUGGAGAGCAAGGUAAAGGUGCUGCAGUUCCUCGUGGAUCGCUUUCUCACCACUAACAUGGCCCGUGAAGAGCUGAUGAGCGAAGGAGCCGUGCAGUAUGACGACCACUGCCGUGCGUGCCACCGUCUCGGUGACCUGCUUUGCUGUGAAACGUGCUCCGCUGUCUACCACCUGGAGUGUGUGCGGCCGCCUUUGGAGGCCGUGCCUGAGGAUGAGUGGCAGUGUGAAAUAUGUGCCGCCCAUCGUGUACCUGGUGUCAGCGACUGCGUCACAGAGGCCCAGAGGAGCCGCCCGUACCUGCGGCAGGAACCCAUCGGCUACGACCGGCACCAGCGGAAGUACUGGUUCCUUAAUCGCAGGAUUGUUGUGGAGGAAGAUGGUGAUGAGGAGGAGGAAGAAGGGAAGAGGAUCUGGUACUACAGCACUAAAGUACAGCUGGGGGAGCUGAUCGAGGUCCUGGAUAAGGAAUUCUGGGAGAAUGAUCUCUGUGCUAUGCUGGAGGAGCUGAGAGAGGAGAUCCACGCGCACAUGGACAUCACGGAGGACCUUACCAACAAGGCUCGCAGCAACAACAAGGCCUACCUCACCGUCGCCAACGAUGAAAUCCUGGAAAAGCAGAAGGCCCGCCAGGAAGAGCUCGAUGAGGCAAAACGAAAAGCUGUAGAGAAAGACGGGCUCGGGCCAAAGAUCAGCGAUGGAGGUGAGGGUGAGAACGCAGCCCCGUCUAUCGCCGAACUUUCAUCAUCACUACCAGAUUCUGAAGAAGCGAAUUCGGCCACUGACAAGCUUGCGGCUGACGCCCCAGCUCCUGCUGGUGAAGAAGGUAACGGUGCGUGUGCGCGCCCUCAGGCCCACUCAUCUGGCCCGGCUAAAGCCAACCCUCCAUCCUCUUCUGUUGCAGCGGACCCUGGGGAUGGGGUGCAGAGGGAAUGGGCAGAAAAAAGCUCAGAGUCGGGUUGCGGACGCAACGGAGAGCCCGUCCUGGAGAGCGAGCCACCGCAGAUUGCUGAUGAGAACAGCUGCAGCAGUCACUUCUCCAUUUCUGACUGCUUGAAGGCUCCUGAGGAGCCUGACCUCGCAGACCGCUCCUCUCAGUCCUCCCUUAACAGCCAGGACGAUGCCGGUGAGGGUAAAGGAAAUGGCGAUGGUGGAAAGACCGGGUCGGCAACGCGCAUGGUGACGCGCCUCCGAAACCCAGACAGCAAAUUAAGCCAGCGCAAGGUCAUGCAGGACAAGGACGGCGGCUCACAGGACAGCAAAGCACUUAAAGAGACUCCUCUGCUUUCCAGCUUGGUCAGGAAGGACCUAGGCCUGAAGACCGGCUCUGGCAGUGGCUACUUCAAACUAGGCCAAGAGGGCAAAUUCCGCGUCUACCACAACCAGUACAGCACAAAUGCUCUGGCACUUAACAAGCACCAGCAUCGCGAAGACCACGACAAGCGACGCCACCUCUCGCACAAGUUCUGCAUGACACCCGCCGGCGAGUUCAAGUGGAACGGCUCCGUGCACGGCUCGAAAACGCUAACCAUAUCCACGCUGAGGCUUACCAUCAUCCAGCUGGAGAACAAUAUCCCUGCUCCUUUCCUGCAUCCCAACUGGGCAUCACACAGGUCCAAUUGGAUAAAGGCUGUCCAGAUGUGCAGCAAAGCAAGAGAAUUUGCCUUGGCAUUGGCCAUUCUAGAGUGUGCGAUCAAACCAGUGGUCAUGCUCCCAAUGUGGAAGGAUUCUCUCGGUCACACAAGGCUCCACCGAAUGACCGCUAUGGAGCGGGAGGAGAAGGAAAAGGUGAAAAAAAGGGAGAAGAAGCUGGAGGACGAAGAGACGAUGCAGCAGGCGACAUGGGUGAAAUACACCUUCCCCAUUAAGCAUCAGGUGUGGAAACAGAAAGGCGAGGAGUACAGAGUGACUGGUUAUGGCGGAUGGAGCUGGGUCAGUAAGACCCAUGUCCCACGCUUUCUUCCUAGAUUACCUGGAAACACAAAUGUCAACUAUCGAAAAGCACUUGAAGCAGCUAAUUCUGGCAAGGAAAGUCAGACAUCCUGCCCAGAUAAAUGCCAAAACCCAAUCCCUGAAACCCCAAAGGAACACUUACGUAGAGAGGAGCAAACACUCAAAGAGGAGGAUGAACAAAAGGGAGAAAAGAUGGAGGUGGAUGAGAAAGCUGUGGCUGAAAGUAAUGAGCUUGACAAAAAUGAAGUCUCUGAAAAGAUGGACACAAGCACCCCUGACAUUGCUAGUCCCAGUGAAGAAAAAGCUAUUGACAUGGAAACAGAUAACAUUAAAAGCACCCCCUCACCUUUGAAGAAUGAUCAGUGUGUGAAAGGGGAAUCUACUGAUUGCAAAGAGUCUAAAGUCAGCGUAGCAGUUCAGCCCCAGACGUCAAUUGAAGAUGACGUGGUUAAUGUGAGCCAGGGCUUUCAGCAACGCACAGCUUAUAAGAAGAAGGGCAAAGGAUCAAAGUUGGAUGGCCUUCUAGAGCGGCGAGUCAAGCAGUUCGCUUUGGAGGAGAGGCAGCGGCUAGAGAAGCUUAAGCAAGUUUCCGCCUUAAAACCCACAACUGAAAAUGGGACAAAGAUUCAGAAGUCCUCCAGUCCAUCUUUGAACCAAGAGCUCAAAACUGAAGGACCUACUUUUGAAGCUGCAAAAACUGUUUUGUCCACAAACCCAAUAGUGAAGGAAAAAGACCCUGUAGUACAAAAGCUCGAGUUUGACCAAGAUGACCAAGUAACUCUUGGUUCUUCAAAACAGACUGAAAAUCUUGAUGUAAGACUGGAGUCUAGUGUAAAGACUGAAACGGCAGCAUCUCUUGCAGAAAAAGAGCAGAAAGUAGCACCAGACCCAGAGCACAAAACAGGGAAUGGCACGUUAAUAACCAGUGCCGAGCUUAACGGAGGAUCUCGGAAAGAUCUGGCAAGCGGCCUUAACUCAAACAGCAAAACGGCGAGUCUGAAAUUUGACGGGACAGAGAAGAAGGAUACAACUGAAAACAGUUCUUCUGUGGGAGAGAAUGGCUUAUGUAUAGAAACAAACUUGCCUGUGCAUGUCAAUGGCAGCGAUGGUUCAAUAGACUCUCCUCCCACGAAUCUGCCCAAUAAUAUCAACUCGAAAGAUGUGAAGCAGGUUGAAGAGGAGGAGACGAAAUCUCUUCCCUUAAAAGAUCCUUUAAAAUCACUAAUGAACGGUGACCUGACUCUCGGCGGCCAAAAUGAGAAAGCUCAGCCUAAUGAGGGGACCCAGAUGGAGUCAAACGUAGAGUAUCAGAAGGUUGCCAGGUUGGACAGCAACACUGAGGGUAUAUCCGACUCUGCUAUUAGUUCUUCUCCUUCGCAGCUUUCCCCCGCAGAAACUGUCAAGUCAGACGGGCUUAGUAACAGUACUAAAGUGUCACCGAUGGAGGUUGAAGAUGCCAAGUUGAAAACUCUCAGCCCGUCGCCCAUCCUGUCAAUGGAGGAGUCGAGCUUAAGCAGUGAUGUUGCUGAGAAUAGCACUAACAGUAGUAGUGGGGUCAAGACCAUAAUUACUCAAGUCACCACCACUACAACUACAACCACUACAGUGUCCACAGAGUCACGUGCUGUUGAAGCAUCCCGCUUGCCCGACAGUACCGCUAACAGUAAAGCUUCUUUAACAUCGACAUCAGCUGAAUCAAAGGUGGAAUCCAUCCUGUCGUCUACUCUUUCUACUACAACCACCACCACCAUCACAAAGGUUACAAACCCAGCCCAUGGAGCCAAAGUUACAGAGCAGAGCAAGACUGUUGUCACAGCAACAAUUACCGAUGUUAAAUCGGUGCCCUCAAGUACCACCGUGACCUCAGUCACCCUAAGUAAGGAGUAUUCCACCAGAGACAGGGUGCGGUUAUUAAAGUUCUCACGCUGUAAGAAGACACGAUCUGGUACAGCUCUGCCGUCUUAUCGCAAAUUUGUAACAAAAAGUAACAAGAAGAGCAUUUUCGUGCUUCCCAAUGAUGAUUUAAAGAAGCUUGCGAGGCGAGGGGGUAUCCGCGAGGUGCCUAUCUUUAAUUAUAAUGCCAAGCCAGCUGUAGACAUCUGGCCCUAUCCUUCCCCAAGGCCCACAUUUGGAAUUACAUGGAGGUACCGACUUCAGACAGUAAGGUCUUUGGCUGGAGUGAGUCUGAUGUUACGCCUGCUUUGGGCAUGCCUCAGGUGGGAUGACAUGUCAGUGAAACCCUCUCCUGCUGUCGGAACCACACGCACUGAAACAUCUGACACGGAGAUAACAACAACCGAGAUUAUUAAGCGAAGAGAUGUUGGACCUUAUGGAAUCCGCUCAGAGUAUUGCAUCAGGAAAAUUAUUUGCCCCCUCGGUGUACCUGAGACUCCCAAAGAGACCCCUACACCCCAAAGAAAGGGUCUGCGCUCAAGUGCACUGCGGCCAAAGAAACCAGAGCCCUCGAAGCAGACUGGGCCUGUUGUGAUAGAGAACUGGGUGCCAGAGGAGGAGCUGGAACUGUGGGAGAUACGAGCCUUUACUGAAAGGGUUGAGAGGGAAAAGGCCCAAGCAGCAGACUCAAAUAAGGUUAGUGUGCAGAAGACAGCCGAAGAGGUCAAGGCCCAGUUGGAAGCUCAACUGAAGCAGCAGAGAUUGGCAGCCCAGCAGAAACGUUUGGAGCAGCAGAAAACUGGAGGCAUUUCAACCCAAUCAAGCAUGAGCAGCACACCUACCAGCACUGCAUCGUCCACCCAGAAGGUGGUGGUAGGUUCUCUGACCAGUCCAGUCACCCCUGGGACAAAAGUGGUACUCGCCACCAAGUUAGGUACUCCGGUGCAAUUUCAGCAGGGCAAGAACUUCCAGCAGUCCUUUGCUACCUGGGUCAAGCAGGGCCAAAGCAAUACAGCCUCCACUACUUCCAUUACCACAGUGGCGGCGAGUAGCGUCAGCACAUCUGGGCAAACGUUCCAGAUCGCUGCUGCAUCAGGCUUGAUGACUGGCAAUGUCAUCACCGCCAAACUGCCUCUGCCAGCCAACAGCAAGAUAGUCACAGUGAACGUUCCAACCACGCAAGGAGGUGUUGUCCAGGUGCAGCAGAAGGUUGUGGGCAUCAUUCCAUCCAGUACAGCAGCCACAGCCCAGUCAUUCUCCUCAUUCCAGCCCCGUUCGGGCAGUAUCAACAUCCGACCUAAUACCUCCACACAGCAGGCCACCACUACUGGAACCCCUGUCCGGCCUGGGAUGACAGUGGUUCGUUCACCCCUUCAACAGACCACAACUUUGGGCAAGACCUUUAUACGCACACCUCUCAUGGUUCAACAAGGUCAAGGACAGCAGGUGGUAACUCAGAUCAUCCGAGGAACGCCUGUGUCAAAGGCUGUGAGCAGCGGCAGUACCUCGACACAGGUGGUGGGUUCUUCCCCUCGACCCUCUACGCCUGGGCAGCCCCAUGCUCCACAGACCCCGAGCAGCACCCGACCACAGCAAGGACAAGUUAAACUCACUCUGGCUCAGUUGACUCAGCUUACACAAGGAGCUCAGGGUGGGAAUCCAGGACUGACUGUGGUGAUCCAGGGUCAAGGGCAGACCACAGGGCAGCUGCAGGUCAUCCCGCAGGGUGUGACUGUGAUCCCAGGCCCUGGUCAGCAGCUCAUGCAGGCGGCUAUGCCAAAUGGCCAGGUCCAGCGCUUCCUCUUCACUCCAAUGCCACCAGCUACUCCAGCUCCCACUGUUUCCACCCCCAGCAAUUCAGCCACUCCGGCUAACAGCAGCACAGCUACCACCUCCACUGCUGGACCCACAACGUCUUCGCAGCCCGCGAUUCAACCGGCAGCCCAGGUCUCACCCAUCGUCCAGCCCUCCGGACUUCCUUCAUCGCCACCCUCGCUUUCUAAAUCCCAACCUACGUUACAGCCAACCUCCACAUCUCAAACACAGACAUCAUCCGCUUCAGUGUCUACCCUGCAAGCUCAGUUUUCUCCACCACAGCCCCAAUUGCAAACACAAUCGCAAAUCCAACCCCAAACUCAGUCACAACUACAAAGCCAUUCCCCAGCCCAACUACAUCAAACCCAACCACAAGCCAAAAUCCAACCACAACUUCAAAGCCAGCUACAGCAACAACCCCAAAUCCAGACCCAAACCCAGCUUCAAACUCAAUUGCAACACCAAGUGACAUCACAACCCCAAUCACAGCUCCAAAUACAGUCCCAACAGCAACCUCAACAGCAAGCUAAACUCCAACCCCUGCAGCAACUUCAAGCUCAGCAGCAGACUCAAGCCCAACCACAGCUUCAACCCCAACAGCAAAUCCAACCCCAACAGCAAAUCCAACCCCAACCCCAACUUCAGCCUCAACAGCAAAUCCAAUCCCAACUUCAACUUCAGCCUCAAACACAAAUCCAACCCCAACUCCAGCUUCAGCCUCAACAGCAACUCCAAUCUCAACUCCAACAGCAGUCCCAACCCCAGGCACAACUUCAGCCGCAACAGCAACUCCAACCCACGGCACAACUUCAGCCCACGGCACAACUUCAGCCGCAACAGCAACUUCAGCCCACGGCACAACUUCAGCCGCAACAGCAACUCCAACCCACAGCACAACUUCAACAGCAACUUCAACCUCAGACACAACUUCAGCUUCAACAGCAAUCUCAACCCCAACCGCAGCCAUUACUUCAGACUCAACAGCAACUCCAACCCCAACAACUCCAGUCCCAAACACAACCUCAAUCUCAACUACAGUCCCAACCACAACUUCAGUCUCAACAGCAGCCUCAGCUUCAAUCCCAACAAAAACCCCAGCUUCAUCCCCAGGCUCCUGUUCAACCUCAGCAGCAAUCUCAGCCACAGCAACAAGUCCUGCCUCAACAGCCCUCCCAAGUCCAACCACAGCCACAACUGCAGCCCCAACAUCAAUCUCAUUUGCCUGCUCAAACCCCAGUUCAGCCCACCUCCCCUUUACCUGUGUCUCAUGUAGCCCAAGUGACUUCCCCCCCAACACAGGUAGCCUCCAUUGCUGUAGCACCACAGGUAGCCCAGACCACAGUAACUCAGGUUCGGCCCCAGAUUCAGCUCCCUGCCCAGCUUCUUAGUGUUCCAGGGAUCCAACAACAAGUUUUGUCCCACAUCCAGAACCAAGUGGCAGCACAGCUUCAGGCCCAGGCCCAGCAUGGUACCCUUCCCCAGCAGAUCAAACUACAGCUUCCUAUCCAGAUUCAGCAGCAAGGUGGAGGCCAGGUGCAGACGCAUCAGAUCCAGAAUGUGGUGACUAUCCAGACGGCCAGCGUUCAGGAACAACUCCAGCGAAUGCAGCAACUGCGAGAUCAACAGCAGCAGAAGAAGAAGCAGCAGGAGGCUAAGAGAGAGCAGGCUCAACAGGCUGCUAGCCAGAGUGAGCUGCUGCAGAAGCAGGUGGUCAUGAAGCAAAAUGCAGCCAUAGAGCACUUAAAGCAGAAGAAAGCCAUGACGCCUGCAGAGAGGGAGGAGAAUCAGAGGAUGAUCGUGUGUAACCAGGUGAUGAAAUUCAUACUGGAUAAGAUUGACAAAGAUGAAAAGCAGGCAGCCAAAAAGCGGAAGCGGGAGGAGUCCGUGGAGCAAAAGCGCAGCAAACAGAAUGCCAGCAAACUCUCGGCUCUGCUCUUUAAACACAAAGAGCAGCUGAAAGCCGAGAUCCUGAAGAAGAGAGCGCUGCUGGAUAAGGAGCUACAGGUGGAGGUGCAGGAGGAGCUCAGGAAAGAUCUGGGAAAGCUGAGGAGAGAGAAGGAGAAAGCCCAGGCCGCAGCAGCACAAGCAGCUGCCACAGCCAUCAGUGCCCAGACGGCAUCGCUCUCCACACACUCCUCUACGGUCACUUCUCCCCCAUCCAGUCAUAAACGCAAGCGAGAUGAGGAGCGUGAUGCAAGCUUGUCUAAGAGCAAGAAGAAAAAGAUGAUCUCCACCUCGUCGAAAGACAGCAAGAGAGACACGAAGCUGUACUGUGUCUGCAAAACGCCCUACGAUGAAUCCAAGUUUUAUAUUGGCUGUGAUCUCUGCUCAAACUGGUACCAUGGUGAGUGCGUUGGCAUCACAGAGAAGGAGGCCAAGAAGAUGGACGAUUACAUCUGUAUGGAAUGUAAAAGAGCACAGGAAGGCAGCUCAGAGGAGCUCUACUGCAUCUGCAGAACACCAUACGAUGAGUCCCAGUUUUACAUUGGCUGUGAUCGCUGCCAGAACUGGUACCAUGGGCGCUGUGUGGGCAUUCUCCAGAGUGAGGCGACCCACAUUGAUGAAUACGUGUGUCCACAGUGCCAGUCUACAGAGGAGGCCAUGACUGUCCUGUCUCCACUUACAGAUAAGGAUUAUGAGGGUUUGAAGCGAAUACUCCGGUCCUUACAGGCCCAUAAAAUGGCAUGGCCUUUUUUGGAACCAGUGGACCCUAAUGAUGCUCCAGAUUAUUAUGGGGUCAUAAAGGAGCCGAUGGAUCUUUCCACAAUGGAACAAAGGAUACAGAAACGGUUUUAUAGCAAGCUAACAGAAUUUGUAGCGGACAUGACCAAAAUUUUCGACAACUGCCGCUACUACAACCCAAGCGACUCACCUUUUUACCAGUGUGCCGAAUUCUUGGAAUCCUUCUUUGUACAGAAGCUCAAAGCUUUCAAAGCAAGCAGAUUGAUGUCUUGAGUCUGACGUAUAGCUGGGAUCUAUGCUGAAGGGGUGGAGUUUCUCUUUUAUAGAUACAAGGAACUUGCUGUUUUAUGAGCAGCUGAAACUCCACAUGAUUUUUAUAUUUAAGUUAAUUCAGCAUUUUUUUUUCAUCAGAAGGGGGGUAAAAAAAACUCAAAAUAGUAAUAAUAAUAAAAAAAAAUCUCAUAAAAAGACAACGAGUGUCCCAAGCAUGGCUUCAUUGACAAUCCUCAAAUGGCAGCCAUGUUGUUAAACCAUGUAUACAAGAGAGAUGUCUUAAUUGCAUACAAGGUUAUGUGGAUUUUUUUUUUUAAACUCUUGUUAAUAAUGUUCUCGUAUUACUAAAUAUGAUAUUUUAUUUGUACAUGCCUUACAACAAUGCCUUGUUUUCCACAAAUGUGUUUACUUUGGCACUGGUAUAAAAUAUUUUGUAUAUUUUAUUGUAAGAUGGAUUGGAUUAUUCUCUUAUGAAGCUUUUUCCGGUUCAUCCGCUUGUCCUGGACUAACGCUUGUUUGUCAUGUGUCCUCAUAAGUGAACAAAUCUUAUCUCAUCAUUUAUUUGAAAUAUUUUGUCAGUUGAACGAUAAUAAAAAAGCUUGUAUUUAAAAUGUGUCUUUUGGGAGACUUGGGUUUUAAAUCCUUUUGUGAAGGAUUUUAUGUUAUUAAAUUAGUGAUAGAGAAUUGGAGGGUUGAAUAUUUUGUGUAGUUUUGCUAUACAGACUUUAUCAUGACAUUUCUCUUUGACUUUUUUUGAACAACCUGCCCAUGACCCAUAUCAUAUUAAAGCUGCAAAAUCACUUAAAGAAAUGGCAGAAAAGAUUCGGUUCUAAAAUCUCCCAAAAAAGAAAGGGCUUUCCUUGUAGGAUUAAUGCCAACAUGGCUGCCAUGUUCACUCUUAUUCCUUUUAUCAUCCGUCUUCUCCUCCUCCAGGCGUUGCAUACGUGUCCUUUAGCUAUGUCUCAUUUCAUUUAUUUUAUUUUUUUUGUCUUGUGGCCUGUUCAAUAAAAUCAUCCAACAGCUUCACUUCACUUUGCUUCCUUUUGUAUUCUGUAGGUCUCAUAACAACAAACUACAGUCUUCAUCUUCAUAGAAUACAACCACACGUGGUGCUAAAGCACGUCUCUAAAGGAUAUGUUUGGGGGAGGGGGGGGGCACUCUGAACAGUCGAUCCAAGGGAACCAGGCAUCUUCUGUCUCAAGGAUGCCUGACACAUUCUCCAUUUUCUUUCUCUCUCGACCCGAACUGACGGUUCUUCCCAAGUCGACCAGCAACGCACAUGACUGCAGUGUUUAAAGCAGCAUCUCUUUGACAUGCCCUGCUCUCUGACUGUGGAGCGAACAGGCAGCGAAGGGAUUACAUGAAGCAUUUUGUAACGUUUGUUACCUCAAAGCAAUGAUUUUUGGAUGGAACUUUUUUUUUUUUUUUUUUUUUUUUUUUUUUAAAUCAUGUUUGCAUAAUCCAGGGUCCAGGUCUACAUAUACCUUUCAUGACAGUAGACAAUGACAUGUUUUCAUGUGAUGUGCAAGAAUUAGAUUGAUCUGGGACACAACUGACUGUGUUUGACAAGCAGUUGGUUUUGUGUGGAUAAGCGUUUCUGGAUGUCCAAAAGAGUAAAUUUUAUUCAGAUGCAGGGUUUUAGCGGUUUCAUUCUGAGUGGCUGAAGCAGCUAAAAACCAAGAUCAGUGGUGAGGCGCUCCGUUUGUAUGUCUAUUCUUCCUUUUUCUUUCUUUUUUUGUAAUACAGCUGAAGAAAUAUUGAUGUAUAUGAAUCGUAAAUAAAUGGAAAGAGUUCUCUUUCCCACACUGAAGAA